CGGGGCCGAGCGCACGCGGGGGGCCGAGCGCGCGGGCCCCCCGGGAGGCCGCGGCCACUGCCCCUCCCCGGGGCGGCGGAGCAUGGAAACGCCCUUCUACGGCGACGAGGCGCUGAGCGGCCUGGGCGGCGGCGGCGGCGGCUUCGCGGCCCCGGGCCGCCCGUUCCCCGGCGCGCCCCCGCCGGCCGGCGGCAUGCUCAAGAAGGACGCGCUGACGCUCAGCCUGGGCGAGCAGGUGGCGGCGGCGCUGAAGCCCGCGCCCGCGGCCCCGCCGGCGCCCGGCGCGGCGCCCCCCGACGGGCUGCUGGCCUCGCCGGACCUGGGGCUGCUCAAGCUGGCCUCGCCGGAACUCGAGCGCCUGCUCAUCCAGUCCAACGGGCUGGUGACCACCACGCCGACCAGCGCGCAGUUCCUCUACCCCAAGGUGGCGGCCAGCGAGGAGCAGGAGUUCGCCGAGGGCUUCGUCAAGGCCCUGGAGGACUUGCACAAGCGGAGCCAGCUGGGCGCGGGCGCGGCCGCCGCGGUGGCCGCCGCCGCCGCCGCCGCUGCCGGGGGGCCCUCGGGGACUGCCGCGGCCGCCGCGCCCCCCGGCGAGCUGGCCCCGCCGCCCGCCGCGCCCGAGGCGCCCGUCUACGCGAACCUGAGCAGCUACGCGGGCGGCGGCGGCGGCAGCGGCAGCGGCGGGGGCGCGGCGGGCGCCGGGGCCGCCUUCGCCGCCGAGCCGUUCCCGCCGCCCCCGGGCGCGCUGGGGCCGCCGCGCCUGGCCGCGCUCAAGGACGAGCCGCAGACGGUGCCCGACGUGCCGAGCUUCGGCGAGAGCCCGCCGCUGUCGCCCAUCGACAUGGACACGCAGGAGCGCAUCAAGGCGGAGCGCAAGCGGCUGCGCAACCGCAUCGCCGCCUCCAAGUGCCGCAAGCGCAAGCUGGAGCGCAUCUCGCGGCUGGAGGAGAAGGUGAAGACGCUCAAGAGCCAGAACACGGAGCUGGCGUCCACGGCCAGCCUGCUGCGCGAGCAGGUGGCGCAGCUCAAGCAGAAGGUGCUGAGCCACGUCAACAGCGGCUGCCAGCUGCUGCCCCAGCACCAGGUGCCCGCGUACUGAGCCGGCGGCGGGCGCAUGCGCGGGGGCGCGCGGAGGCCCGGGGGGCGCCCCGGACUCAGACCACGGAGGGGGCGCCCCCCGCCCGCCUCCCCCACCCCGGACUCGACAAGCUGGACCCCCUGCCCCCGGGGGCCGAGCGCAAGACCCCCCGCUGCCCGCGCCGCCUCGGGCCGCCCCCUGCCCCCCGCCGCUCUGUGCGCGGCGCCGCGGGCGGGGGGCGCAGCUCCGGCCCCGCGGCUCCUUGUACUUUUAGUUUUUUGCCUUUGGAAGCGAGGAGAUCGGAGUGUGCGGUUCCGCCCUAUUUAUGUUUCUACUCGGGAACAAGCGUCGGUUGCGUGCGUGCGUUUUCCUUGUUGGUUUUUUUAAAGAAAUGGGAAGAAGAAAAAAAAAAGACCCCGCCCCCUCCCCUCCUCCUCCCCUCCCCUCCCCUCCGCCGCCCUUUUUUUUUUCCUGGUUUUGUUGUGUUGUUCCGCUCCGAGCCCACAUUCCUGCGCUCUCCCUGGGUCCGCCCCGUGUUCUGUUUGCAGUAAAAGUCUCCGUUCGCCA
Messenger RNA from Lepus europaeus (European hare), 1645 nucleotides. It is a transcript of the gene JUND, whose product is annotated as JunD proto-oncogene, AP-1 transcription factor subunit. Gene Ontology annotation, molecular function: transcription factor binding; RNA polymerase II cis-regulatory region sequence-specific DNA binding; DNA-binding transcription factor activity, RNA polymerase II-specific. The transcript has a single exon. Gene Ontology annotation, cellular component: transcription regulator complex. The record is from RefSeq and is a predicted model, not a curated record. Bases 83 to 1099 code for a protein of 338 amino acids. Gene Ontology annotation, biological process: regulation of cell population proliferation; regulation of transcription by RNA polymerase II; regulation of cell cycle. Lineage: Eukaryota; Metazoa; Chordata; Mammalia; Lagomorpha; Leporidae.